This is a messenger RNA of Solanum lycopersicum (tomato), 6130 nucleotides long. Its product is annotated as protein NETWORKED 1A-like. Gene Ontology annotation, molecular function: actin binding. Lineage: Eukaryota; Viridiplantae; Streptophyta; Magnoliopsida; Solanales; Solanaceae. The record is from RefSeq and is a predicted model, not a curated record.
ACAAGUGAAUAAGGGCGAGAUGUUAGUUGUUUUGAUUUAUAAUAUUUGUACAAGUCAAAAGUUUGCUAAGGAGAGGUUCAAACAAACCUGUUUUUUUUUUCUUGUUUGAAUUGAUUUGGGCGUACAAAUAGCUAAUGUUGAAAUGUUGGUAUUCCGGAACUACCCCUCUUCCUCUCUUUGUCAAUUUAGUCAAACAGCAUUUAGUGGUGCAUUUGACAUUGUUUCAACUUUUAAGCACUUUGGGAAUGCAGAGGAUUCAAUGAAGCAGUGAACUCCAUUGCUGCUGAGCUGAUCAGAUUCAGUAUUUUCAUGAGAGAGAGCUAAAGCUGCAACAAUGGCGUGGAUUGAUAAUUUGUUGUACUGGUUCAAAGACCAGGAUUUUGCAAGGACAAAACCUGUUGCCCUUUUGUUCUUUGCUGGAGUCAUGGCCACAUUGCUACAUUCUGAAACUAAACGCUUAUACUCUUCGUGGUGGGAUACUGGUCAUAUUCAAAAUAACUCAAAAUGGCUUCAACAUAAUCUUACUGAAAUGGAUGCUAAAGUAAAGGCAGUGAUCAAGAUCAUUGAAGAAGAUGCAGAUUCAUUUGCAAGAAGGGCUGAAAUGUAUUACAAGAGAAGACCUGAGCUAAUGAAGCUAAUAGAGGAGCUCUACAGGGCAUACCGGGCACUAGCGGAAAGAUAUGAUCAUGUAAUUGGGGAGCUCAGGCAGGCCCAAAAAACCAUGUCAGAGGCAUUUCCCGACCAACUACCCUUUCUACUGGCUGAAGAUUCACCCAUGAGAUCUUCCACACAAAUUACUGAACCACAUACUCCAGAAAUAUUGUGCCUUCGUGCAUCGUCUUAUACACAUGAAUUUCAUCAGUCCACUACAGGUUUAAUACCAUCUGGUAUACAUGCUGCUCUGAAGAUUGGAUCUCAUAAUGGUGAUUCUAAUAAGGGAACAAGUGACUGGGGUUUAAAGCAGUUGCUUGAGAUGCUUGGGGCAGGAGAAGAAAUGCUUAAGAGCACAAAGUUCCUCGAAGGAAAAUUGAGUAUUGGAUUGAACAGAAACACAGAAGAAAAGGAAAAAUGUUUGCAUGAUAAAGUAUCUGAAUUGUCAAAUGAGGAUGGGAAUAUCAAUUCCAAGAUCCUCGCUCUCGAUGAGUCAGAGCAUGCUGAUCAAGCUGAAGCUGAAGUUCAAAACCUGAAGGAAAUCCUAGCUGUCAUGCAAGCAGAAAAGGAAGCUACUGUCAUUCGGUAUCAGCAAUGCAUGAAUCAGUUAUAUGCUGCAGAGAGGGAACUCAAUAGCGUACAGAAGGACUCCGUGAAGUUCUGUGAACAAGCUAGCACAGCUGAAAAUGAAAUCCAGAAGAUGAAGGAAUCCCUUAUCAAAUUAGAGGCUGAACGAGAUGCUGAUUUGAGCAAACACAAGAAGUGUCUGGAAAGGAUAUCUCAUCUGGAAGUUACGGCUUCUCAAGCACUUGAAGACACAAAAGAACUAAAAAAGAGAUCAAUUAAGGCAGAAACCGAAGCUCAGAAUCUUAGGAAUGAGAUCUCUAAGUUAGAGUCUGAAAAGGAUGUUGUCCUUCAUGAGUAUAAGCUAAGAAUGGUAAACAUAUUUGACCUUGAGGAAAGACUCUUGGUAGCUCAGGAAGAAUCCAGAAUGCUUACGGAGAUAGCUGAUAAAGCUGAAGCUGAGAUCAAGAAACUGAAAAUUGUUCUGAUGGAACUCAAUGAAGAGAAAGAAGCUGCUGGUGGUGACUAUAAACAUUGUCUGGACAGAAUAUCAAACCUUGAGAAUGAGCUUGCUUGUUCCCAAGAGGAUGUAAAGCGCUUGAAUGCUGAGAUUUCAACAGGAGCUGCAAAGCUUAAAGAUACUGAAGACAAGUGUGUUGUGCUGGAGAUAUCAAAGCAUUCAUUGUACCUAGAGAUAGAUAAUUUGGCAAAGAAGAUUGCAAUGAAGGAUCAAGAACUCUAUGAGAAGAAGAGGGAAUUAGAGGAACUCCAAACUGAUUUUCAAAAUUUGCACUUAAGCCAUGCACAACUUGAAGUAACUCUUCAGGCUCUGCAAUAUUUGCACUGUCAAUCGCAAGAAGAGCAGAGAGCUCUGACCAUGGAGCUCAGAAAUAGUCUUGAGCUGUUGAAGGAAGUGGAAGAAUGCAAAAAUAGUUUGGAAGGUGAACUUAAGCGGGUGACGGAUGAAAACCAUAGCCUGAAUAAACUGAAAUUUUCCUUAAGCAAUUCGAUCGAGAAGCUGGAGAAUGAAAUACUUAGCUUGAGGAAGACGGAGGAGAAACUUGAAGCGGAGGUUGCACAACAAGUGGGACUAAGUAGCAACAUUCAACAAGAUAUUGCAUGUUUGAAAGAGGAACUCAAGGACCUGAACGGGAGCUACCAGGCUUUAGUACAGAAAGUGAAGGCUGCAGGUAUAAACCCUGAAUGUGUCGACUCUUCAAUAAAGAGCUUGCAGGAAGAGAACUCCAACCUCAGGAUAAUCUGUGCGAACACCAAAUGCGAGAAUGAUGUCCUCCACAAGAAGUUGGAGGACAUUGAUGAACUUUUGAAGAAGAAGGCUGUUCUGGAGAGUUCCCUCUCAGGUGUAACUGGUGAGUUGCAGGGAUCACAGGAAAAGGUGAAAGCAUUGCAAGAGUCUUUUCAAAUUCUGAAUGGAGAAAAAUCCAUUCUUGUUGCUGAGAAAGCCGCUCUACUCUCUCAGUUGCAAAUUAUAACUGAGAAAAUGCAGAAACUCCUGGAGAAAAAUGCUAUGCUCGAGAACUCUUUUUUGGGUGCAAAAGUUGAACUUGAAAGUCUAACUGAAAAAGCAAAUAGUUUUGAAGAGAUAUGUCAAUUGCUGAAGACAAGAGUUAAGGAAUCAGAAGAGAAGUAUGCUUGCCUAGAGAAGGAUAAACAAGCAGAACAGCUACAACUUCAAGAACUUAGAGUUUCUGUUAAAAUGGAGAAACAAGAAAAGAUCAACUUUAUGCAUCAGAGUGAGACCCGAUUAAUUCAUAUGGAAAACCAUAUCCAUCACCUACAGGAAGAGAGUAAGUGGAGGAAGAAAGAAUUUGAAGAAGAACUCGACAAAGCUUUAAAAUCCCAGUUUGAAAUUUUCAUCCUGCAGAAAUUUAUGCAAGAUAUGGAAGAAAAGAAUUUUUCUCUGUUGAUUGAAUGUCAGAAACAUAUUGAGACAUCAAAAUUGUCUGACAAACUGAUUACAGAGUUAGAGAAUCACAUCCUGAAACAACAGGUUGAAGCAGACCUUUUGGUAGAUGAGAUCGAAAGGUUGAGAAUGGUGAUAUAUCAAGUUUUCAAGGCCAUUGAAAAUGAUUCUGACUUUGCGUCUGAAGGAAAGGUGGAAACUGAACAAACCUUCCUGCAUUAUAUUUUGGGCAGUGUUGACGAUCUGAAACUUGCACUCAGAAUGUACGAGUGUGAUAAGCAACAGUUGUUGAUUGAGAACUCAGAUCUUCUAAAUAGACAUGCUCAGCUGAAAUCAGAGGGCCUGGAAUUGGAGUCAAUGAAGAAAUCUAUAGAGGAGGAGCUUAAUAUUGUGGCAGAGAAGCUGGUUAAAGUGCAGAAAGAAAACCAUUGCUUUCUAGAGAUGAACAAGAAAUUACAGUCUGAAAUGAGCAGCAGUACUCAACUAAAUGCCAUACUUGAGGUGGAGGUACAGACUGUCUGUGUCAAGCAUGGUGAGUUGCAGACAGCUUACUUUCAAUUACAAACGAAAUACUCUCAAGUACUUCAUCAGAAUGAGACAUUGUUGACAAAGAUAUCAGAGAUCAAGGAGGAGAAAUGGAUAGUGGAGCAGGAAAAUGAUGUUUUCCUACUUGAGAUACUGGUGCUGGGUAAUUUCUCUGACAUUUUGAAGAGCUAUUCUAGUGAAAGAACAGCUGAGCUAGAGUCAAUUUUUGAAGAUAUACGCAAACUUCAUGGUGCUACGCUUGACUUGGAGAAGGAGAUGGAUGUAUUGAAUGGGAAGCUGGAGAUGAAGGAAACUGAAAACCUACUCCUGAAAAAAUCAAUUGAAAGGUUAGAAGAAGAGCUCCAUGGGGUGAGAGAAUCUAAUGAUCAUCUCAAGUUGGAAAUGUCAACUGGAAAAGAACUUCAGGGUAAGCAGGAAAUUCAACUUAUGGAAGCAGAACAGAACAUUAAAGUAUCUGAAAAAUUGAACUCAGAAUUGCAUAGGGCUCUGGAUGUACUGAAGACCGACUGUCUAGAAUCCUCGAAAUUGAAUGAAGAUCUAGAAAAAAAGAUAUUUGAAAUGUUGAGAGAUAAUACCACUCAGAACAAGGAAAUUGGAUCUCUUCAAGAAGCAAACACGAAUUUGGUGGUUGAAUUAGGAAAAUUGCGUGAAGAAAUUGAAGAGCAUCGAAUCAGAGAAAACUGCCUAAGUUCAGAGCUCCAAGAGAAAGACUAUGAGUUUGGACUAUGGGAGGCAGAGGCAGCAACAUUUUAUUUCGAUUUGCAAAUUUCCUCCACACGAGAAGGAUUAAUGGAAAGCAAGAUGGAUGAGUUAAGUGAGAUUUACGGGAGACUUAAGAAUGAAAAUGCUUCCAAAAGUUUGGAGAUUGAACAGAUGAAAAUGUUAAUCAAUUUAAUGGAAAGUGAAAUUGGAGAACAAAAGUCACACUUACAUGCAUAUGCUCCUGUAAUAGCCUCUUUAAGGAAUGAUGUGGUAUCGCUUGAGCAUAAUGCACUCCUUCAGACGAGCCUUAAGCUAGCUGGCUCUCAGGAACCUAAGUGUGUUGACAUUGAGGUUCAGCCAGAUGAAAGUAGAUAUGGAAAUCUGACGGAAAAUCAACUUGUCAUGACAAAAGACAUUCUAGAUCUGCAGGAGCUCAGAGACAGGAUUAAAGCAGUUGCCGAAGUAGUGAAUAAGAGGAACAAGCCUAUUUUACAGGUAUCUUCCUACAACAAAAUAGGUCGAGGUAGUACUGAAACUGAAGUUAAGGAAUCAAAAUUUCGGUAUAGCUUUGAUCUAGAAGAGGAUGAGCAUAUAGAAAGAAGGAGUCCAAGGAAUGAAUAUGGUGAAGGUCAUUACAGGCGAAAGACCAAGCCUAAAUCCUUUGACAUCCAAAAGAGGAUACUGAUGAAAGAUAUACCACUUGAUCAUGUUUCUGAUGGCUCACAACAAAGAAUUAGAACAAGUGGUUCUUCUGAUGUUGACGGAGCAGAUGAUCAGAUGCUUGAGCUAUGGGAAACCACAGAGGAAGGUAGUCCCAGUAAAAUUAUGAAGGAACGGGCAAAUCAUCCACCAACAGAAUCAGAGGUGGAGAAGGAGUUGGGUGUUGAUAAGUUAACGAACUCCUUUGACGCAAGAGUUGAAACAAAUAAACAGAUUCUGUACCGGCUUUCCUCUGAUGCAGAGAAAUUGGUUAGUCUUCAAAUGACUGUUGAUAACAUGAGAAGGAAAUUGGAUAAGAAAAGAAAGGCUAGGAAAGACAAAUAUGUUGACUUUGUAGCAGCAAAAGAACAGUUAAAAGAAGUUGAAUUAACGAUUGUGCAGCUGGUGAAUUUGAAUGGACAUUUGAUGAAGAAUACAGAAGAAAGCACACAUUUUACAGGAAGCACUUCAACAUAUUCAAAGGAGUUGUUGAAUAUCAGGGGAAAGAGAGAUUUAGAAGAGGCGAGAAAGGGGUCUGAGAAGAUUGGACAUCUACAAUUGGAGGUUCAAAAACUUGAGAGCAUGCUACUGAAACCGGGGGAUAAAAAGAAAAGCAUAGACAGAAGCAGAUUUUACUCAAGUAUUGCAUUGAAGAAGUUGAUUCAUAUUGGAAAAAGCAGCAGUGAAAAGGAAAAAAAUGUCCAUCUUUGUGGAUGCUUUACACCUUACAAUAGCAACAACAUCAGUAGUAAUAGAUACCACAUCUGAAAUGCUUCAGAUUUUCCAAGAUAUUUUACUGCUUGUGUUGUUUCUUCUGUAGUCCGAAGCUGGAAAACUGAUACACAUUCAGUUUUAGCCCUUUAGAUGAAUCAUAACAGUUAGAUUGGAGUAUUUUUGUUGUUUAACUCAGUUUUGACUAUUUUAGCAAUAACAAUACUAUACUUUCUUGAUUUGUAAUUUAAGCUUUCUAGUUAUUGGUAGCCAAUCUAGCUGUUUUAACAGUGAAACUAUAUUAUAUGAUGUGCAUGUAGAGUUUCUGCAAAA